AGCCCUGGAGGAAAGUAUUGGCUGUAAGAAGGAAGAGAAAACAGAACAUCUGGUUGUUUUUAAAUUACUUCUUAUGACUUUGUUUGCCAGAUUCAACAAUGUAAUGAAUACUUUCCCAUUCUACGUUACCCACUCCAGCCAGCAGACGGCGAUGUGAGUAUUACAGGUGAUGCUUCUUGCGUGACGUAUAAUCUAGUGGACGGGACGGGAGGUUUCUUCAACAGCGACAACAGACUACUGAUUCAACCCCGCGGUGGUUUGCAAGUGAAUUUAAACCCAAAACAUUGAAGGGCUUUAGACCAAUCUUGUGUAUUUUACUCCUAGUGUUUUGAACACAAUUCUGCUUACUUAUCUACUAGUUCAUUUAAACGUAAUUUGCUUGUUAAAUUAGCAAAUGUGUUAAAUAUAUAAUGUACUAGGCUAAUCGCCCGGACCUUGAGGCCACUCAGCUAGACAGACAGAAGCUCUGGUGAAAGGAGAGGAAGAAGCUUUCAGAAUGGAAGAGGAGGCUAUCACAUUGAAAGAAGAAGAGGAUGAUAAUACAGUGAAAGAGGAAGAUGGGUAAGAGGUUGUCAAAGUGGAAGAGGAAGAGGUAGAUGCUUUCAGAAUCAAAAAGGAGGAAGAUGCCGUAAUAUUGAAAGAAGUGGAAGAACCUUUUGGAGUAAAAGAGGAAGAGGAGGCUAUCUCAAUUAAAGAGGAGGAAGACGUUUUGGGAGUGAAAAAGGAGGAGAAGACUGAUGAUCCGAUUAACACCAGAGAGAGACAUGACUAUUGUGGAUCCUCUGGGGAGCCUCAACAACAUCCUGAUGCUGACGAGUCAGAGAAGAGUCUCUCCAGAUUAGAACACCAGAUGGACAACGCUAGCCCUUCCUCCCUCCCGGAGUCCCCAUGUCGUGCCUCUCCCGGUAGCGCCUUACUGCUGGGUAUGAAGAGGUUGUCUGUGCAGCUGGUGGACUGCAGGAAAACAACGGGGCUGAGUGGAACUGUGAGAGGAAGAGAAGAGAAGAAAGGAUCAGAUUUGACUCAUCAAGACAUUGACCAGGAGAGUGACACAGAAGGAAUGGAUGAGGACUCUGUGAGUGACCACAGUUAUGAUUCCAGCGCGGAAGAAAUGUUUUUGGAAGGAAAAGAUCCACUUUUAGAUCAUGCCAGGGACUCGGAUGAACAAUGGGAACCCACAAUGUCAAGGUGUCCAUCCCCCACUAACUCAGACGCUGAAGCUGGUUCAUCCAGCCGGACCCCUGCUGUCUCCUGCUCCACACCUUCCCCCGCCCGGCCAUCUAGAGGUGUGAAGAGGCCAGCCCAGAAGCGGACGAGGGCCAGUGAACCAGCGGCAACUACCACCGAGGCAGAGGACCGUUGGCACACUGUGCUAGAAGAUGAUGUGGAGCCACUUCCACCAACAUUUAGACCGAAAAGGCAGCCAGGACCUCAGCUGGACAAGACUGUAAAGUACAGCCCCCUUCAUCUUUUCCAGAUGUUUUUCUCCUUGUUAGUUCUUGAUUCGCUGGUUUCUAACACCAACAAGUAUGGGGCUAAGACACAAGCAGGCAAGAAAGAGGCAUGGAACCCCAUUUCCGUCCAAGACCUGUACUGUUACAUCUCACUGGUUAUUUACAUGGGGUUUGUGAAGUGUAAAAACCUCAAGGACUACUGGAGAACGUCAACACUCUACCAACUGCCUUUCCCCUCCACUGUCAUGUCUUCUAAAAGGUUUCUGACUAUCUCGCAGGCGCUUCAUAUCAGUGACCCACAAGUUGAUGAGGACAAUGACAAGAAGAGAGGCACAGCAAGCUUUGAUAGGCUCUGCAAAAUCAAACCUCUCUACCCCAGCAUGGUUGAGGCUUGCAAGACCCAUUUUCAACCCAACCAGAACCUGUCCAUAGAUGAGAGGAUGGUAGCCUCAAAGGCUGGAAUUGGCCUCAAACAAUAUAUGAGUAACAAGCCAACAAAAGGGGGGUACAAACUGUUUGUUUUGGACGAUUCUGUGUGUGCCUACAAUUGGAAUUGUUUUGUUUAUGAGGGGGAAUCCAUCUCAGCCACCGGUAAGGGACUUAGUUAUGAUUCCGUUAUGGAAUUAUUAGAUUUUCAACUGCUGGGGACGGGCUACAAACUGUUUGUGGACAACUUCUACACAAGCCCUACCCUGUUCACAGACCUGAGGAAGCUGAAUGUGUGGGCUUGUGGCACCAUUCGUCCCAACAGAGUGGGUUUUCCCAAAACAAAAGUCAACGACAUGCCAAAGCGGGCUGAUAGGGGUACCAUGCGAUGGAUUCGUAAAGAUGACCUGCUCUUUGUAAAGUGGAUGGAUACCAGAGAGGUGGUCAUGUGCUCCAGUAUCCACAAAUCGUACAGUGGCGAUCACGUCGUCAGGCGUGUGAAGGACGCUAAUGGGGAACAGACCACUAAAAAUGUCCCCAUUCCUGCUGCUGUGAAGGAUUACAACAAGAGCAUGGGAGGUGUGGACCUGUCAGACACUCUGAUAGGCUACUACAAUGUUCUCCACAAGACAACGAAAUGGUACAGAACAUUGUUUUAUCAUUUCAUCGACAUUGCUGUGGUGAAUGCAUUCGUCCUCCAGAAGGAAAUGGCUCAGAGCUGGGGACAGACCUCCAUGACACAGCUAGCCUUCAGAAAGCUGCUCAUCCAGGAGCUUGCUGGCUACGGCACAAAGUCCACUGCAGCACCUUCUGCCCCCUCUACCUCUGUCCCUUCUGCUCAUGCCACCAGUGGUGUUCACAUGGCCAAAUUCAUAACUGCAGGCAUGAAUGUGCCUCGGGGCCAAAAGGCCACAGCAUGGAGGCGUCGUUGUGUUCUUUGUCGCAUGAAGUCCUCCAUCACCUGCACGACUUGUUCGGUUUGCCUCUGCUUUACAGCAGAAAGAGACUGCUUUGGGACUUGGCAUCAGCAGCAUAAUAUUGUGUAGAGGACUGAGGAUCUCCCAAAUACUGUCAUUCUAAAGUUGUUUUAUUUUAUUUUUUACUUUGUGUGGUUUGUGGUGUUGUUCAACAGUGACAUUGGAUCCCUGUGGGCUGCUAACUUGGCCCUUAAAUGUUUCACUUCUGUGUUUGGAGAUAUUGGAUCAGCAUUCUUGUCACAUUUCCCGUUAGUACCUUUUAUGUAGGGAAGCUAAUGAUCCAUCAUUUAUGACAUUCCUGGGAGUGUGUAGACUAAGCAUUUUUGUAUUUUCUAUGUAGUUAUUUUCUUGAAAAAAAUCAAUUCGGCCAUUUGGGCAACUCGUGUGGGACACCUGGGUGACUUCAUACUAAAUGUCAUGUAACUCGCUCAUUCUUGACGUUAUCAGUUUGACUUUGCACAUGUACUGUUGCCCUGUUGUGGACAACAUAUAAAUGACCCCCAGCGUCCUAUAUCAAUGUAUGUCCUUUUGCAUUUCAAAGAUUAUCAAAUAAAAAUUGAAAACAUG
Salvelinus fontinalis (brook trout) is the source of this 3424-nucleotide messenger RNA. RefSeq names its product piggyBac transposable element-derived protein 4-like. The record is from RefSeq and is a predicted model, not a curated record. Lineage: Eukaryota; Metazoa; Chordata; Actinopteri; Salmoniformes; Salmonidae. The transcript has 5 exons. The coding region runs from base 851 to 2926 and encodes 691 amino acids.